This is a messenger RNA of Trichosurus vulpecula (common brushtail), 559 nucleotides long. It is a transcript of the gene NDUFS6, whose product is annotated as NADH:ubiquinone oxidoreductase subunit S6. Bases 32 to 421 code for a protein of 129 amino acids. Lineage: Eukaryota; Metazoa; Chordata; Mammalia; Diprotodontia; Phalangeridae. The transcript has 4 exons. Gene Ontology annotation, biological process: mitochondrial electron transport, NADH to ubiquinone. The record is from RefSeq and is a predicted model, not a curated record.
GCGCCGGGGUCACGGGGUCAUCCCGCGGAAGAUGGCGGCGGCGGUGGCGGGGACGCUGACCUUCGGUCGCUUUCUGGGCCGCGGCCUCGGGGUCGCCCGGGGCCUCCCUGUGUCCGCCAGGUGUUUUGGUGUGAAGAUAUCACCCUCGGGGGAGAAAAUUACCCACACGGGCCAGGUUUAUGAUGAAGAAGAUUACAGGAGGAUUCGCUUUGUUGGUCGCCAGAAAGAGGUAAACGAAAACUUUGCAAUUGAUUUGAUAUCAGAGCAACCAGUGAGUGAAGUGGAAAGUCGAGUGAUAUCAUGUGAUGGUGGAGGAGGAGCUCUUGGUCAUCCAAAAGUGUAUAUAAACUUGGACAAAGAGACUAAAACUGGGACUUGUGGGUAUUGUGGACUUCAGUUUAAACAACACCACCACCACUGAAACCAGUUCUGUUCUUUGGGCCUUGUACAAUUCUCUGCAUGUAAGGAUUUUAGUAUUUUUUAAAAAAAUACUUAAGAAUCACAACAUAAGCUUUGUUUUAAAAAUAUUCUAUGAAUAAAAUAUGGUUGUUGAAUGUGA